Messenger RNA from Plectropomus leopardus (leopard coralgrouper), 3557 nucleotides. RefSeq names its product serine protease 23-like. NCBI's taxonomy places the organism in Eukaryota, Metazoa, Chordata, Actinopteri, Perciformes, Serranidae. Gene Ontology annotation, biological process: proteolysis. Gene Ontology annotation, molecular function: serine-type endopeptidase activity. The record is from RefSeq and is a predicted model, not a curated record.
ACACACACACACACAGACAGGAGAGCGCCUCCUGCAGCAGCGCACAAUGAUCCACCUCCUCCGCUCUCCACCCGGCUCUCGGAAAAGCUGUCACGGAUUAAAUAAAGUCGUCAGUUCCUGAGAGAAGCGCCGAGAAGCCUCUUUUUUUUUGUUUGCAACAGCAGAGGAGUUCACCAGUUUAACUCCCAUCCCGGACUCUGAUCUGAAGGGGUUUUCCCUCCGUGUUCAACCAUCGCCUCACCUGCACAGGACAAACCAUGCGCUCCCAGGCUGCGCUCCCCCGGUUUACCUGCUUCCUAUUUCUCCUCUUCCUUCCCCCUGUUUUUUCCUCCUCCUCUUCCUCCCGUCCCCAGUGGGUUCUUCAGCGUGUCCCUGUGGUCCUCCCACAACAGACAGAGGCUCGAUCUCCCCCUCACUUUCUGUCUCCGGCUCGCUUGGACGUCAGCUCCCCCUGUGACCCAGAAUGCCACAAGAGGGCCCCUCGCCCGAGCUAUUGGGACCUGCGACGUCUUCUUGCCUAUGAGACACUGCACUCUGAUGGUCAUCUUACUGAGACUGCUGUUGGGAUCUAUGGCUACAAACCCGGUUCUAACACCAGCCCGGCCUACUCCUCGGGGUCGUCUGGAAAGUCUGAGCAGUCACAUGUCAGGAGGAAGCGACAAAUAUUCGGCCACGAUGGCCGUUUUAGCAUUGCUGGGCAGAACUUCCUCCUUAAAUAUCCAUUCUCAGUGGCUGUUAAACUGUCCACUGGGUGUUCUGGUACACUGGUGGGGGACCGUCACGUUCUCACAGCUGCUCAUUGUGUCCAUGAUGGUAAAAACUAUGUGAAAGGAGCCCAGAGGCUGCGGGUUGGGUUUCUGAAAACCAAGCAACGAGACACACAGGCUUCCUCCUUUAAUCUCCACUCUAACUUCACCAACCAUGUCGAAGGUGGUUCCGCUCCCUAUGCCCCACCAACUGACGACAAAAUGAAGUUCCAGUGGAUCAGAGCCAAACGCACCCAUGUACCCAAAGGAUGGAUUAAAGGGAAUGCCAAUGACAUUGGGAUGGACUAUGACUACGCUUUGCUUGAACUCAAGAAACCCCACAAACGCCGGCACAUGAAGCUAGGAGUCAGCCCCCCCGCUCAGAGGCUGCCCGGUCGUCGAGUUCACUUCUCAGGAUUCGAUAAUGACCGUGCAGGCAAGCUGGUGUACCGAUUCUGCCGAGCUGGCGAGGAGACGUCAGACCUGCUGUACCAGCACUGUGAUGCUCAGCCCGGUGCCAGCGGCUCAGGAGUCUACGCACGGAUGUGGGAUGGGCGGCGCCGGCGCUGGGAGCGGAAGGUGAUAGGUGUGUUUUCUGGGCAUCAGUGGGUGGAGCGACAAGGGACAUCUCAGGAAUUUAAUGUAGCGGUGAGAAUCACGCCUCUCAAAUACGCUCAGAUCUGCUACUGGAUAAAAGGAAACUUUGUGGACUGCCGAGAGGGGUGAGGGGUGUAGCUAAGAAACCACAGGCCCACUUCACCCUCAUACAUCAUACUGGAAUAUCUAGGGCCGCAAGAAUACACUCUUUCCCCCCACUACUUCUAGCACUACCGCAACAUCAAUAUAAACAUUAAAAUUUUGUUUGUUGACGACGCUCUAAUGCUGCGUUCACAUGGAUUCAGACAGACGAGAGGUGGCAAACACCUUAGAGCUGGCACGGGAAAAACAAACAGUCGGCAGGACGGUAAAAUUAAACAUCCAUGAUGGUAUGUUGCUAUGGUUAUGCUGUAUUGUUUACAACAAAUAGAACAAGACAUAUUAAAUAGAAUUAUUUUAUUAUUGUUAUUAUUUCAUGUAACUGUUGUAGUCAUGUCCAAUAAUUGUCGCCUGUUGUUUCGCCUUGUGUGCAUAAGCUACAUAACAUCCAGCUGCUGCACAGGACAGCAAGAAGUUACAAUGUUUUAACUUUCAAUGCCAUCUAACGUCAUUUUCUGUCACUAUUUCAUCAAAAUGUGUUCUCUCAGAAAAGCAUUUCCCUCUUCUUGAUGCGUAGCGCCUCCUGUCAGGGUUACAGUUAGGGCUGGGUGUUUGGGUCAAGGCCCUGACACACCAACUGAUGGUUGGCCGUCAGUCAAUGUUGGGCUCUCAGUAAGCAUUUGUGACCUUAGUCACUGUGGUGUGUCACAAACCAUUGGCUCUUCUUUUCUUUUCGCGAUUCAGCAUGUUGAAAUACUGACUUAUGGAGCCCGGCAGUAAAUAAAAUCACUCUGAUUGGCCGUUCAGCUCAGUGCACAAUGAGAGAAAUUAUAGGGAGGGAAUUAAACAAACUGUUUAAGUCAAGAGGGAGUGAGGUCGAAAGAAAGUUGUGAUAUAUAGGUAUGUUUGUUUUCUUUAGCCACUGAGCUCUAAGGCAGAAAUGUUUCCUGGUGGUUUGUGUUAUUGUUCAUUUGCAGACGGUAAAUAUGCUUUGUUCGGUCAACUUUAGAUUGAGUUAUUAAUGUGCUAAAUGGCUAACUAGUGUCAUGGCCGUCUUCCAUUUUCCCUUUCUGAAUGAUUAUUACAGACAUCUGUCUGCUGGAAUGGGGAGUUAUUUCCUCUCAAGCAGAUGCAAAACUUUCACGGUUCGGUCUGGUACAAAUUUUUUGCCAAGACACGGCAGCAUGAAGCGAUGUAGCAGGGGGCUUUCAUCACCUCUAGUGCUCUGAUGUCGGUUUGGUGUGUUUAAGCCUUAAGGUUUAGGUGAAGGGAGCCGCAUAUUAAAGAGGAAAAAGACUUUGAAACAACACCGGCCUCACCCAAUCAUACCGCCCUGCGCUCGACCACCAUGAUGAUAUCUGGUUUGCCGCCUACCAUCUCCCUGAUUCCAUAUGAACGAGCAAGACGCAAAUAUCAACAAUGUAAAUAUAGACCUGAUCCUGUAAUAACACUAAAUUAUGUAAACAGGGCUUAUUCAUGUCAGCUAUAUUUAGUAUCUUUGCUCACAUUUCUAAAACAUGAAAAAGUAACAUUCAUGCUAAAUGUUUAAGUCGUGGUUUUGCAGGACAGAGGCAAGUUUAUCUGCUUCUUGGAACAUUUAUCUGGAUAAAGACCCUCUGAUUUGAAACACGGACAGAUGUAUGACAACAACAGGCCUUCAGACGACAAGGAGGAGGACUGGGAAAACCGUCUCACCAUGCAUUGUAGCCUUUCUAUUGUGCUAAUACUAAAGAUUGCACUGUUAAAACUCUUGAAGUUUUUCUACUGAAAAUGAUUUUUGUGGAUGAAUGUACAAGUCAGCAACCAAAGGUGCCAACAGUUUGUCUCCAAACUAUCAUGUAUCUCCUCUCAAUGGACGCACCAGUUAUGUACAAGCAGCGCUCUCUGUCGGCUAAAAAAAACAGCGUUUUGGAAGAAUAUUCAACUCGUUACACACAAUGAUAUCAAAUGACAGCAGAUGACUCUUUCCAAGGCUGCACAUUACUUGUUAUAUGAAGCACAUUUUGAGUGUUGUACUUUGAUGCUUAGCUCCCUCUGGUGGCAGAUAUAAAACACUGCAGGUGUCCAACACUAUGCAGACUGGACAAAUUAAUGAAAUAUAUACUUUGAAAUAAG